AUGGACACACAUAUUUAUCAAAUGUUCUCGCAAUCGGAGGUUGCCUACUCCGAUUCUCAACACAUCGCAGCUGCAUGCGCCUAUUCCUCAACCCUAUCUGGAUUCGAUCUCUGGCUUAUCGUUGGAGAGUGGACGCCUGCCGCCACUGACUGUGCUCCUUACUUAAACGGACGUGGAAUUGGCUCUCGCUACGACGGAACAUACUCAGGGUCGACAUACGUCGGCAGCUGUACUGGUCUGACGGGUUCAGCAUCGACAUUUAGUGAUGAAUAUAAGACGUUCCUGCGACAGUACUGGGAAGCUCAGGCCAUCACGUUCUCGUCGGCCGCCCAGGGCUGGCUCCAAUGGACAUGGAAAACGGAGAGUGCGGACGAAUGGUCAUAUCAAGCUGGGCUCGCAAAUGGCUGGAUUCCACAAGAUCCGACUGAUUAUCUAUACCCAGAUAUCUGUUCCUGA
Fibroporia radiculosa is the source of this 456-nucleotide messenger RNA. RefSeq lists its product as uncharacterized. Gene Ontology annotation, cellular component: cell surface; extracellular region. Gene Ontology annotation, molecular function: beta-glucosidase activity. The coding region runs from base 1 to 456 and encodes 151 amino acids. Gene Ontology annotation, biological process: glucan catabolic process. The record is from RefSeq and is a predicted model, not a curated record. The transcript has 3 exons. Lineage: Eukaryota; Fungi; Basidiomycota; Agaricomycetes; Polyporales; Fibroporiaceae.